CCUUCCGUUUGGUAUGGUGGGAGGUUUCAAACCGCGUUCUUCUUUUUUCUUCUUUACAAUCACUCUCUCUUUCUCUUUGUUUUUUCUUCUUCUUCUUCUUCUUCCUUCCAUUUCAAUUCCAUGAUACUUUUAGCUUUACAAUGAUUGAUUGUUCACCAUGCGUUGGUUGCGUAAUAUCUCCUUUACCCCUUCUUCAAUGGUGAGGAUACCGGGUACUACUACUGGUGGUGGUGGUGGUGAUUCUCCUACCCGAAGAUCUACUGGCAGAGGUUCUGACGAUCAUAAUUAUCGUGGAAUUGUUUGGCGUUUUGGCGGCUCUAGGUAUUCCCGCCAUAGGAAGCUUCGUAACUUAAGUGGACGUGAACACGUCGAUACUUCUUUGGCUAAAUGGUCUGAUACUACGCCUGACCCUGUCUCCUUGUCGCGAUCACCCAGUACCUCUGAUCACCCUGCUGUGCCCUUGCCACUCCCAGAGGUUUCUCCCUUAUUUCAGCGUCGUGAAAGGAUCUCCACUUCCAAUUCUGCUGGGGGAGAGGGGGACUGCCCUCUUCCAUCGCCCAAAGGUUUGCGUGGACGCGCCGGGGAUGAACGUGAUGUAGAUAGAGAUAGAACUGCACCCCCUCAGAAGAUUGUGGGUGGAAUCUCCCCUAACGCUUCCAUUAAAAGUAUAUCUGAUUCUGGGGGGGAAAAGCAUAAGAAAGAAGGUCAGAUUGAAGCAAGAUCGUCAGGUAGGGCGAAUCAAGAUGCAAGGCGAUAUCCUGAAAGUUCUCGGAAUGGUUUUUGGAUUGAUGUUCCUAGUAGGAGUGCCCCUACUAGUCCUUAUACAAGUCCUACACUUAGUCCUCAAAGAAAUACUUCUGGUAACGUUUCAAAUUUCCAUUAUAUGGCUCCAGUAGGAAAUCAAGGUUGGUCUGCACCUGAGCUGCCAAAUUUCCCUUGUGUGGCUCCAGUUGGAAAUCACGUCUGGUCUGCACCUGAGCUGCCAUCCUCGGCAAUGAUGCGGGGGAUUCCUCCCGCAUUCUUUGAUUGCUCUACUCUUAGUACUGAGAGUUCUCCCAUGCAUAGCCCAAGAGGUAAAAGUCCCCACCGAGAUCCCAGAAGUCCAACAGGACCUACAUCUCCAUUGCACGCCAAGAUUUCCCAUGAAACACAUGCUGUGCGCCGCGAGGGUUCUGGUCAUGUCAGUGUCCACCCUUUGCCUCUUCCUCCUGGAGUGCCAAUGCCUUCAGCGUCAAUCCCAACAAUGGCUUCAGCACCAACCUCCGUCACUCUAUCAUCACCCCCUGUGUCUUCACCAUCAAUUUCAAUACCUUCAGCAUCAUGCUCGAUGGCUCUACCGUCAACCCCAAUGGCAUCACCAUCAACCCCAAUUUCACAAGCUAACAUUAAGAGUGAGUCAAUCUCAAUGAAAAAUCAAUGGCAGAAAGGAAAGCUUAUUGGUCGGGGCACAUUUGGAAGUGUAUAUGUUGCUAGCAACAGAGAAAAUGGUGCUUUAUGUGCAAUGAAGGAAGUUGAACUAUUUCACGACGAUCCAAAGUCAGCUGAAUCUAUAAAGCAAUUAGAGCAGGAGAUCAAACUUCUGAGCCAGCUAAAGCAUCCAAAUAUUGUUCAAUACUAUGGUAGUGAUAUUAUUGACGAUCGAUUAUAUAUAUACCUGGAGUAUGUUCAUCCUGGUUCAAUUAAUAAAUAUGUUCGUGAACAUUGCGGAGCUAUGACAGAAUCUGUUGUUCGAAAUUUUACUCGACACAUCCUCUCAGGGUUGGCCUACUUGCACAGCACAAAGACAAUACACAGGGACAUUAAAGGUGCUAAUUUGCUGGUAGAUUCUUGUGGGGUUGUCAAGCUUGCUGACUUUGGAAUGGCUAAACACCUUACAGGACAAGUUGCCGAUCUCUCUUUAAAGGGAAGUCCAUAUUGGAUGGCUCCUGAGCUCCUCCUGUCUGUGAUGCAGAAAGAUAACAGCCCUGAUCUAGCCCUAGCAGUUGAUAUUUGGAGCCUUGGUUGCACUAUUAUAGAAAUGUUCACUGGCAAACCACCUUGGAGUGAGUAUGAAGGGGCUGCAGCUAUGUUUAAAGUCAUGAAAGAUACUCCACCAAUGCCGGAAUCAUUGUCAUACGAAGCAAGAGAUUUCUUAAAAUGUUGCUUUCAAAGAAAUCCUGCAGAGAGGCCGACCGCUGCCAUGCUGCUUGAACAUCCGUUCAUGAAAAACUUGCAGUAUCCAGAUGCUUCAUCUUGCUCUCAGGUUGUUGCUGGAGCAAGUUUGAUGGAUAAAUGUUAUAGCCCAAGUAAACAAUAUUCAAGUAAAUCCGAUCAAUCUUCCAUGCUUCCAAGCCCACAAAAUUCCAAGGGAAAGUUAGCGGCCGAGAGUGUGAUUGGCCCACUAUCUCAUCAUGAAACCUCUGACUUAACAGUAAUGUCUCGCUAUUCCCCCCGUUCUACCCUUGAAGCUCUUCCAAUACUGUCUCCUCUGCGCUCAGUUCCCAAUGCGCAUCAUCUCGGUUCCCCUAUAAACGCAGCUGAUGUUGUAAAUCAAACCAAUAAGAAGAACCAUGCAUUAAUAUGAUAAACCAUAGAUGGGAGGCAAGGAAAGUGCUCGAGGCCAGGCUUGCCCUCAGCUUUGCUCGUAUCUCCAGUCGACGAGCGUUUAGCAGGGGUGGUAAAAUAUCGGGGGAAAAAUCAGCUUCAUAAGGAGAAGCCAGAUUCAGAUGCUGCAUCUAGUGGGUGAGAUUCCGGCAUAGAUUGCCACUUACUCAUGUAGGUUUUUGUCUCCUUUUGAUAUUUUAUUUUGAAUCGAAAGAGCUUCUGGACUGGAAAUCUUCUCCAUACCCAGUUGAGAAACAAUUUUGUAUGCUGUUUUUUCCAUUUUAGAGCUUCAGUAAUGGCGACAUCCACUGAUCAUUCUUUGGUGUUGGCGUGGGAAAAAUCACCACUUCCAUUGUGUUCCAUAUGGUACAACUUCAAACUGAAUUUGUAGAUAUUAGAGGAGGGGUAUGAUAAUGGAAUCAUAUGGUCCAACAGCUGUUCCAUGGAAUUUUUCUUAGCUUCAUUCUUAAAAAAUAUAUACAUACCUUGUGAUCAUUUUUUUCCCA
Molecule: messenger RNA, 3089 nt
Organism: Cucumis melo (muskmelon)
Lineage: Eukaryota; Viridiplantae; Streptophyta; Magnoliopsida; Cucurbitales; Cucurbitaceae
Product: mitogen-activated protein kinase kinase kinase 5
Exons: 11
Coding region: 158-2563 (801 amino acids)
Biological process (GO): protein phosphorylation
Molecular function (GO): ATP binding; protein kinase activity
Source: RefSeq, a predicted model, not a curated record